Molecule: messenger RNA, 1890 nt
Organism: Westerdykella ornata
Lineage: Eukaryota; Fungi; Ascomycota; Dothideomycetes; Pleosporales; Sporormiaceae
Exons: 3
Coding region: 1-1890 (629 amino acids)
Source: RefSeq, a predicted model, not a curated record
AUGGCUACCGCUCUUGUCGCUUUCUUAUUUGAUUGUCCGGUUCCGGCACGAUCCGUGGAGCUGCUGGGUUCUUGGGACAACUUUCAAAGGCCAUACUCUUUGACGCAAGAUAAAAAAAGGGGACCAGGACUCUGGGCCGGUUGCUUCACGUUUCGAGACAUCCUCUGCGACGGAGACCCUGGCAACCUCGGCCCAAGAAGAGACGGUGCUCUGAAGGUUGGAGGUACAUAUUGGUACUACUACAGAAUCAACGACUUCGAGGAACUUCACAACCCUUGCCAGCCGUCUACAACUCUCUGUCCUUUGCUCCCUGGUCAACGUCUGAACAUCCUCGAGGUGCCGAUGGAGUCCGGAAGUCAAAGCCGUUCCCAGUCCUCUGAUGUGUUCACUCGCAAUCCUGCCGACAGAUAUUUAACUCCAGUGCCCCCAAAGCCUUUUGUAUAUCCCCGGCUCGGGGAUCUCUGCAUACUGCCAUAUACGGCUCCCACGCUCACAGAUGACACUCCGCGGUCCGCAACGUAUCCAGGCUCGGCGCCUUCAAUCACAUAUUCACUGAAUCAACGAUCGAAGAGUGCUUCGACUUCUCCUCUUCUGGGCAAUGCCUCAAGUUUCAUCGACUUGAGGACCUUGAAACAGAAAGUCAUCAAUCAUAAGGGGUCAAUACCACAUGCACAGCCGCGACAUGCAAAAGAGCUUCAAAUUGGAGCACCUGUUCUCAUAAGUACAACUGCAGAAGACAUGGCCUUGGUGCCUUUACCCACCCGAAACGCUUCGGCUGCUUUGUCAUCACCGGAACAGGUUGCAAAUCGACUCAAGGAAUUCUCUCCUUUGGGUUCACAUCCCGUCGACCCUGUGAAGGACACUCCCCCCGACCGGCACGGUGCAAGUGAGGAGGGUUCAUCCACCAGACGUCGUUCUCAGAGCCAUCCCAUCAAUGUUUCAGUUGUUGACGUCAAGCUGCGUCGAGAACGAGCAAACUCGGCUGACACUAGACGAACAAGGCAUUAUCAUAUCUUCUCCAACCAACCCUGGAUCAGUUCUCCCAAGGUGCCGGCCCAAGGGUUUGCCCCUGUGGAGCUCGACGGCGUGCCUGCCCCAGUGCUCCGACGACCAGCUUUAACCAUCACCCCUCCUUCGAGCACUGCAGUCGAGCGCCCUCCGUCACGACGUGACCUAGAUGGAACCAGAAACUUGAAGGCCACAACGCCACUAGAUAAGGAACUCCCCGCUCUACCAAGAUAUCUAGUCCCAGCUCCUUUGUUCGCCUGUAACUCAGCCGGUCCUAGUCCUGUGCUGCGAGGCGAGAGUGAAGACGCAGACUCUCAACAGUCUGUUUCACAUCUACCGACUGUGCAUUCAAGGGAAACCGAUCUAUCUCAGGAGGGUAUGGAUUCUGAUGCAAGAAGUGAUACAAGUUCAGAUAGGAGCGCGGAAGCUUCUCCCGCGUCGAGCUCGUUUACGAUCAACUCGACCCCUUCAGACUCACCGCAACAUCAACCACACACCUUUACGACCGACAAACAGCUGGAAUAUGCCAGUAAUUCUCCUACUCUCGAAAUGUCCCAUCAAGACAGCGAAAGAGAACCUACCUCACCGGACCCCGUUGACGCCAGUGAAAUCCCUUUCCUCAACAUCCCCGAGCUGGCUGUCACAGAUAUGGCGGACGACCAACCAAACGACGACUCAGACCCCAAACGACGUCGACGCUAUGGAUACUCCGGUAUUCACAUCCCUCUCAUUGUCCCUGAGUUGGGCAAGGAUUCGGAAAGCAAGAUAACUAGCACCUUCUCACUACCAGCGGUGGCGCCGCUCUCUGAGAGAGGCUCCUCGAUUGGUCUGCUUGAGGAAAUGGUUAGCGAAUUUGGCUUUCUUGGGGAGGCUGUACACUAG